Lolium rigidum is the source of this 1876-nucleotide messenger RNA. RefSeq lists its product as uncharacterized. The record is from RefSeq and is a predicted model, not a curated record. Lineage: Eukaryota; Viridiplantae; Streptophyta; Magnoliopsida; Poales; Poaceae. The transcript has 5 exons. Gene Ontology annotation, cellular component: cytoplasm. Gene Ontology annotation, molecular function: deoxynucleoside kinase activity. The coding region runs from base 36 to 1580 and encodes 514 amino acids.
GUUCAUGAGCCCCGCUGCCGUCGCCUCGCCCAGCGAUGCACAAGAUUGUCCCCCGAGCCGCCUCCUUCCUUGACGCCGCCGCAGCCCGGCCGCUGCUGCCCUCCUCCCCCAUGCCCGCGCUCCGCCUGGCCGGUCCGCUCCUGGGCACGCGCUCCAACCCAGUCGCUACCCGCCUACGCCCGCGGUCGUGGCCCCGCUGCGGCGGUGGCGGCGCGGUCGGGAGGAGAGGGAUCUGCUGCUCCGCUGACGAAGCGGGGCGCGGGGACGAUGCAAAGGAGGUAGAUGGGGGUCGUAUUUCGCCCGAGAGGAGGCAGAGAGGCCGGGGCGAUGCGGCGACGGGGAGCGGGGAGCUGCUCGCCAUUCCUGGGGUCGGGCCGCGGAACCAGAGGAAGCUCGUGGAGAAGGGGUUCGAUGGCGUCGCGCAGCUCAAGCAGCUCUAUCGGGAUAAGUUUUUUGGCAAGUCUAAUGAGAAAAUGGUUGAAUUCUUGCAAAGUUCAGUUGGCAUCAUACACAAGAACCAUGCUGAGAGUAUAACUGUGUUCAUUAAAGAGAGUGUUGAUGAGGAGGUGAAAGAUACUGACACAUCUAAGCCUUGCAGAAGUAAGAGGCUGACCUUUUGUGUUGAAGGGAAUAUCAGUGUUGGGAAAUCUACUUUCCUUCAAAGAAUAGCCAAUGAGACUAUCGAACUGCGUGACCUUGUGGAAAUAGUACCUGAACCUGUUGGUAAGUGGCAGGAUGUUGGUCCUGACCACUUUAACAUACUUGAUGCUUUCUAUGCUGAACCGCAGAGGUAUGCAUACACUUUCCAGAAUUACGUCUUUGUGACGAGGCUCAUGCAAGAGAAGGAGUCUUCAAGUGGGAUAAAGCCUCUCCGACUGAUGGAAAGAAGUGUUUUCAGUGAUAGAAUGGUUUUUGUUCGUGCUGUUCAUGAAGCUAAGUGGAUGAACGAGAUGGAAAUCAGCAUCUAUGACUCCUGGUUCGACCCAGUUGUGUCAUCUCUACCGGGUCUUAUCCCUGAUGGUUUUAUUUAUCUAAGAGCUAGCCCUGACACCUGCCACAAAAGAAUGAUGGUUCGGAAAAGAGCAGAGGAGGGUGGUGUUAGUCUUGAUUACCUUCAAGGUUUGCACGAGAAACAUGAAAGCUGGCUUCUUCCUUCCAAAGGACAAGGCUCCGGUUUGUUGUCAGUCAGUCAGCUUCCAAUGCAUAUGGAGGGUUCCUUACAUCCGGAAAUACGAGAUCGAGUCUUCUUCUUGGAAGGAGAUCAUAUGCAUUCUAGUAUACAGAAGGUACCUGCUCUGGUCCUUGACUGCGAAAACGACAUUGAUUUUAACAAGGAUAUUGAAGCUAAACAACAAUAUGCUCGGCAAGUUGCGGAGUUCUUUGAAUUUGUGAAGAAAAAGAAUGAAUCUGCAUCUGCGGAGACAAGUGGUGGUGCUAAGAGUAUAAGCCAACAGAUUGUGCUUCCUGGCGGAGGUGAUUUGUGGGUCCCUAGACCUGGAGGCAGCCCUUUACCAAAAUCUGCUCUAGAAUCUCUUGAAUCUAAAUUUAGACGAGCGAUGUCUUCCUUUUUCUCAAAGUAGGAGCAAACAUCCCAUAUGCAACCAUCAUGUUCUGCCCACGAUAUGGUGUCUUAUAAAAUCUGCUUGGUUCAUCUUCUGGAUCUAAAAGUACGACCUCUUGACUGGCUACCGACCUUAUAAAAAUGUUGUAUAAUCCCAAAAUGUAGGUUGCAGUGCUAGCAGACCUUAUAGUGCUAGCAGUGCUGUACGAUAUAGUAUCUAACUUUGUGUGCCUGUAAAUUAUGAUCUGACUACUUGUUUCAUGCAUGGUACCAGUUAGUAGCAUCAAAAAGUAAAAUAUAUUGUGUCUAUCUGCA